Molecule: messenger RNA, 1884 nt
Organism: Lactuca saligna
Lineage: Eukaryota; Viridiplantae; Streptophyta; Magnoliopsida; Asterales; Asteraceae
Source: the annotation of a GenBank genome assembly
AUGAGAGUUGACUCAUCCGAAAUAACCACUAAUGGUUCGAUGUCUGCAUCAGCUUUUGCAACAUGGUUGCUGCGCAUCGGAGACGGAGUCAUUGGUGUACCAGACAAGGACGACCCACAAGACUCAAGCUUUAUCGAAAUUCCAGAUUCUCUCCUGAUAAAACCAGGACCUGAGUCUUUGAAAACCCUAAUACACUUUUUUUAUGGAGACACCACACUUACAACCCCAACCGCGGUUGACCUUUCGGUGAAAGCAAUUGUGUCACCUACGAAUUAUACAGCUGAUGACAUAAAUGAACAGAUCCUAAGGAUGGUUACAUCAGACGGAAGAACGUAUAACAGUUUAGAUACAAUCCAACCAAAUGGAAAAUAUACGUCAGAUUUCGAAGGCCUAUAUCCGAUUGAAUACCUAAACCACCUAACCUUUCCAAGAAUACCCCCGCAUGAACUGAAACUUAAAAUACAUUGUCCAAUAAUGUUGUUACGAAACAUCAACCAAAAACAAGGCUUAUGUAAUGGCACACGUAUGAUAGUUUCCCAGUUGCUACCAAACGUAAUUGAAGCAAGUAUCAUGACUGGAACUUGCAUGGGAAAACGUGUAUACAUACCACGUAUAAAGUUUAUACAUAAAUCACCAGACACACCGUUCACUUUCUCACGAAAACAGUUCCCAUUGAAAGUAUGCUAUGCAAUGACCAUCAAUAAGAGCCAAGGACAAUCUUUGCAUAGAAUUGGAGUGUACUUACCACAACCCGUCUUUUCACACGGUCAACUUUAUGUCGCCCUUUCCCGAGCAACACACUUGACAUCAUCGAUGACCAACAUCUCCAACCUUAAGACAGACGGGAUCGGGGGUCCCUUACAAGUUAGGAUACUACGGAAGUGGAAACAUGAUGUCCGACGCUAUGAAACUUGGUACCUAGGUGUCAACAAAUUUGGCGAUGCCAUACAGAUUCUUGGCCAACGAACCAACCAGAGUUAUAUCGAAUCUGUACUAAACGUCCUGGAAUGUUACACAAUAUCAGAUUACAGCUGCCCGAAGCUAGACAAAUAUCAAAAAUUCCUUGAAAACGACUUCUACAUUGACGUUGGACUGAUGUCUGUGAUUGAACACAUUUCAGACACAGUAAGUACUUCUCUCAACCCUCCACGUUAUACAAUAUCUUUCUCUCAUACGUUUACUUUUUACUUCUUUUCAUACUAUAUCGGUGUACUAUCGAAAAUCAGAGACUACACGAAAAUAGGUGGAGAAUCAUUCAUCCUGCUUAUACUAACAGACGAAAGUGGCAGUGAAAUCGCAAUCAAUCUAUGGAAGGACUGUAUAGGAAAUCCACAAAAGUUCGACCGUACCUCCCUACAUCCACCACCCGCAACAACUGUGGUUACAGUCACCAACCUAAAACCGUCCAUCUCAAACGGACCCUCACGACCGCUACCACCACUACCAGGAACACUCACUACUCUAUACGAGAUGAAGUCAAAAAACAGAUCAGAACUCCUGGACAAAACCUUCCUUGUGCGUGCAUCUAUUAAAGAGUUUGUCUACCAAAACAGUUGGUACCAAACCACCUGCCCAAAUUGCAAAGAUCUGAUCUUUAGAAGAGGCGAAAAUUGGUUCUGCAGCGCUCAUGGACAUAUCGACAAACCAAACUACACGUACAAACUGUCCAUAAUCGUUAGCGAUGCGACCGACACCAUCACCGCAACCAUGUCAGAGACCUCAUGUCGGAAACUCCUAAAAUCAACUCUUGACUACUUCCUAUCCAAUACCCCGCUCACAGAUGGACGUAUUCUACCUCAAGCCAUUACAAAUCACAAAGAAGAACCAAAAAAAUGUCCAUCCAAAUGCUCAGAGGAUCAUCUCCAGAAAACAUACGUUUCAUAA